Molecule: messenger RNA, 996 nt
Organism: Leishmania braziliensis MHOM/BR/75/M2904
Lineage: Eukaryota; Euglenozoa; Kinetoplastea; Trypanosomatida; Trypanosomatidae
Exons: 1
Coding region: 1-996 (331 amino acids)
Source: RefSeq, a predicted model, not a curated record
AUGACUUCUUCCACUUCAGUGGUACGACCAGUUCCGAUGCGACUUGGGCCGCUCCUGCUAGGAGUCUUCUCGCUCCUCACGGCGGCGGCCCUCACCCGGGCCGCCGACGUGUCGUACCAGACCGAUCCACGUGCCUUGUUGGGAUGCUCAGCCUACGCCGACUAUUUCCCCUACAUGAUAACCACCACGGACUGCCCUGUCAGAGACCUCUGCAUUACGCGCAAGCGCUGCUGCAAGAACAGGAAUGAGACGAACCUCGACAAGUGCCUUGACAUAACCUCCUUUUCGUGUGACACCGCGGCCAUGUGCGCCAAUUAUUCGGAGGGGACCUCUCGAAGCAGCUUCAGUACGAACCUGUGGUACCCGGAGACGCAGGACGGUGGUGCGUCGCUGAUGUGCUGUCAGGCAGGGACAACCACAACAGAAGCCCCUGCCGUCCCGCCCCUCGACAGCUCCAGCUUGGAGGAGGUGAGUCAGGACACUGACUUGCCGCCGGCAUCAAUGUGCGACGACACGACCUCGACAGCGUGCACGGUAAUGUCGAUGUUCGCACCCAUUGUCCGCGCCUUCUGCCAGAACCCCAACCUCAGCAUGUACACUGAUGCAUACAUUAACGAGAACGUGCCACGCAUGUGCUGCCUGUACACCGCUGCUCCCCUCAACGGCAACAGUAACGAGUCCGUGACUGCAGGCAAGGUAGCCUGCGGCUCGAACUUACUGGACCUACCUCUCACAGGCGAGUACCACUGCAUGCUUGACCUGCGCGGCGCCGCUAAGGUUUGCUGCAACGGACGUAUUGAAGAUCACCUAAGCAGCAGUGACGGCACUGGUAGCUCUGCAUCAUCUGGCCAGAGCCGCGUCUUUACGUACAUAAGCCACGAAUGCCUCUUUAACCCCGAUACGAACGGAAACAGCGCCCCUUCGCCGGCUAUGUCGGUGACGCAGCGGCUGACGGUGGCGGUGCUGUCGGUGAUGGCUGCAUACCUCUGCACGUAG